AUGUCUUUAGAAGAUAUUGUUAAAAAUCUUACUAACAGUACUCUUCAACUUCAACAAGAAACAAGGUCAAGCAUUCAAAAUUUAAGCAAUCAAAUUACUCAAUUGGCUAUGUCGUUUAGUGAAUUGGAGGCUCAAAAUUUUAGAAAACUACCUUUACAACUAGAGGUAAAUCCAAAGGAGAAUGUUAGUGCAAUUGUACUAAGAAGCGGAAAGGAGAUUCCUUCAAGGCUGAUUCCACUUAAGGAAAGUGAAGUGAGCAAGGAAAAGGAAGAAACAGCUUCCUCUAAAGCAUCACAUGGAGUAAAAUUCGACCCUCCUCUACCUCUUUCAUCUCACACUCCAUUACCUCAUUUUCCUAGCAGAUUAGCUAAGCCAAAAGAAGAUGAGCAAGAAAAGGAAAUCUUGGAUACAUUUAGGAAGGUGGAGAUAAAUAUCUCAUUAUUGGAUGCUGUCAAGCAAAUUCCUAAAUAUGCAAAGUUCUUGAAGGAAUUGUGCACAAACAAAAGGAGGAUGAAGGAAAAGGAGAAAGUGGUGAAAAUUGAGCGUGCCAUGUUAGAUUUAGGAGCUUCUAUUAAUGUCAUGCCAUUUUCUGUUUAUCGAGAGUUGAAACUAAAUGACUUGCAAAAGACUGGUAUAGUGAUUCAAUUAGUUGAUCGUUCUUAUAUUCAUCCUAUUGGAGUUGUUGAAGAUGUUUGGUGCAGGUUAAUAAGCUUAUAUUUCCUAUUGACUUUUUACAUUCUGGAAAUGGAUGGUAAUUCCUCAUCAAAAUCAGCUUCAAUUUUGUUAGGACGACCAUUCAUGAAAACAACUAAGACAAAGAUUAAUGUAGAUGAAGGUACUCUCUUUGUAGAGUUUGAUGGACAGAUUGUUAAGUUUAAUAUUUUUGAUGCAAUGAAAUAUUCUAAUAAUGUACAUUCUCUUUAUCAUAAUGAUGUGAUUGAUUCAAUUGUACAUGAUGUAUUUGCAAAAGAAAGUAUUGGCGAUGAGCAAGAAUAG
Molecule: messenger RNA, 996 nt
Organism: Ricinus communis (castor bean)
Lineage: Eukaryota; Viridiplantae; Streptophyta; Magnoliopsida; Malpighiales; Euphorbiaceae
Exons: 2
Coding region: 1-996 (331 amino acids)
Source: RefSeq, a predicted model, not a curated record